AUGGCUGACAGCAGCGCUGACGCGAAGCACGAAACACAAGAACCGGCACAGAGCUGGGAAGAGAGCUUCACACGGGCAUUCAAUGCCAUAUGCCGGAGGUUCUGGCGGAAUCUGAGGGAACGGAGGAAAUCAUCUGCAGCGAUAGUCCAGGUAACUCAACCUGAUUGCAGAGUUCCUGCCCGGAAACCUCCAACUAGUCUGAGACCAAAACAGCAACAGCGGGCGGCACAAGGGCUGCAAAUCCGAGAUCCUGCGCUAAAAUCCUCAGCAGGUCAGAGACCCAGGCAGCGGCAGAGAGCAUCGCAAGGGCGGCACACCCAAGAUCCACCAUGGAAACUCUCAGCAGGUCAGAGACCCGUGCGGCGGCAGCGAGCAGCACGUGGGCUGCAUACCAGCGGAGUCCGUGGCCCCCGGCAGACCCAAGGACUUUGCCUUAUGACGGGAAGAGUAGCCUACGACCAUGAGACUGGGUGUACUGCAGCGGGAUGCAGAAUCCCAGAGGACUCUUAUUACCGUUUGUGCGGGCCUGAUACCUACCUAGAUGCCAUGGGUAUAGGGUGA
This is a messenger RNA of Pelobates cultripes (western spadefoot toad), 561 nucleotides long. NCBI's taxonomy places the organism in Eukaryota, Metazoa, Chordata, Amphibia, Anura, Pelobatidae. The record is from the annotation of a GenBank genome assembly.